Macrobrachium nipponense is the source of this 431-nucleotide messenger RNA. RefSeq names its product cuticle protein CP575-like. NCBI's taxonomy places the organism in Eukaryota, Metazoa, Arthropoda, Malacostraca, Decapoda, Palaemonidae. Bases 26 to 310 code for a protein of 94 amino acids. The transcript has 2 exons. The record is from RefSeq and is a predicted model, not a curated record.
CUCGUCUUUGUCCACCUACGCAAACAUGAAGGUUCUGUGCAUCGUCGCUUUGGGCACGCUGCUGGCCCUAGCAGCGGCUUAUCCUUCAGACAUCAUCGACUUCGAGACUGACCACAUGGAGCACGAGCAGGAGGGCCAGCCUGGAAGGGCCGUCGAGGGCGAGUACUCUUGGGUAGCACCCGACGGCAACGAGUACGUCGUCAAGUACGUGGCUGACCACCUCGGCUACAGGGUCCUGGACAGCAACGCCAUUCCAGAGGCCCCUGAAGCCGACUUCGAAGAUGGAGACGAAGAUGAGUUUGACGAAUGAUUCUGGAACCGUCGACAGAGAGAAUAGCAUUGAAGUUAUUUAACUGGUCCCUCAAAAUGUGAAUUAUGUAACUAUGAUGUGAAUUGAAAAUAAUUGAAGUCAAUAAAAUAUUUUCGUAAAA